CUUAAUUUUAGGCUUACUUUUUUUAAUUACUGCUAGCCUAAUACGCAAUUUUGCCAAUAGCUAGUUGUGAUCCGAAGGUACAUCCGCUCCUGGAUAUGUAUUGACCCUUUUUAUUGAGGAACAGAAGCGACUAUUUAUCAGAAUGUAAUCUAUUUGAUUUCUGAUGAUAUUAUCAGAGGCGUCCGAGGAGGAUGGAGUCAUGUGUAGAAGUUCACGCAAGUGAGGAAAGUUCUCUGAUCGCCAUUCACUUGGGAGUGGCCAGAAACGAUUCUUUUACAUAUGACUCAAGCAGCUCACGACUUCCGGCCUUUGACCAAGUAUCCUCUGGGUAGCCUAAGAACAUCCGUUUGAAGGCGAGCAAAAGUGAGAAGACGAAAUAUCCCCUACUUAGGGUUGUGCGCUGGGUUUGGGACCCGCCACGUAAAAGAACACCCCCAAUGAAAAUCAACUAUAAGCCUCGGAUGAGAGACCCCCCUUUUGAUGACGACCAUGGCAAACGAAAUAAGGACUACGAUUUGAGGGCCCUUAAUUGGGAAUUUGCCGCUGCCCAGCUGGUUGAUGUCCUCGUGAAAAUAAAGGCUGACAUCACCGCCGUCCAAGAAAUGCGAUGGACGGGACAAGGACAGAGACGAGUAGGACCUUGUGACAUCUACUACAGUGGCCAUAUAAAGGAGCGCAAGUUUGGUGUUGGAUUCGUGGUGGGAGAGAGACUCCGUCGCCGAGUACUAUCAUUCACUCCGGAGAAUGAACGUCUAGCCACAAUCCGCAUCAAAGCAAGGUUCUUCAACAUCUCGCUGAUUUGCGCCCACGCCUCGACGGAAGAGAAGGACGAUGUGACCAAAGAUGCCUUUUAUGAGUGCUUGGAGCGCACUUAUGAGAGAUGCCCCCGCCACGAUGUCAAAAUCGUGCUUGGCGACAUCAACGCCAGGGUGGACAAAGAAGGUAUCUUUGGCACUACGGUCGGUAAAUUCAGCCUCCACGAGGAAACAUCCCCAAAUGUGUUGAGGCUGAUCGACUUCGCCGGGGCCCGAAAUAUGGUUAUCUGUAGUACUAGAUUCCAGCAUAAGAAGAUACAUCAAGCUACGUGGCUGUCUCCGGAUCGAAAAACCUCCAACCAGAUCGAUCAUGUUGUGAUAGACGGAAGACACGUUUCCAGUGUUUUAGAUGUGCGUGCGCUCCGAGGUCCUAAUAUCGACUCUGACCACUAUAUUGUUGCAGCCAAAAUUCGCACCCGCCUCUGUGCAGCAAAAAACGCACGCCAACAAACACAAGGAAGGUUCGACGUCGAGAAGCUGCAAUCACAACAGACAGCCGAACGAUUUUCUACUCGGCUUGCACUCCUGCUCUCUGAGAGCACUAGCCAACAACUCGGUAUAAGGGAACUGUGGGACGGCAUUUCAAACUCCUUACGUACAGCUGCAACCGAAACCAUUGGUUUUCGGAAAGUGCAAAAGAACAGCUGUUACGACGACGAGUGCCGUGUCGCAGCGGAGAGAAAACAGGCUGCCUACCUCGCAACGUUACGAUCGACCACAACACGUGCGGGAUGGGAUAGAUACCGAGAGUUGAAGAGGGAAGCGAGACGCAUUUGCAGACAGAAGAAGAAAGAGGCCGAAAUGCGUGAGUACGAACAGCUCGAUAAGCUGGCCGACAGGGGUAAUGCUCGAAAAUUCUACGAAAAGAUGCGGCGACUUACAGAAGGUUUCAAGACCGGAGCAUACUCUUGUAGAACCCCCCAAGGUGAUCUAGCCACCGAUGCCCAGAGCAUACUUAAAUUAUGGAGGGAACACUUCUCCAGCCUGCUGUUGAGAGGAGAAUCGACACUCACCAUUUAUUCGUCGAUUUCAAAGCUGCUUUCGACAGCACGAAAAGGAGCUGCCUUUAUGCCGCGAUGUCUGAAUUUGGUAUCCCCGCAAAACUAAUACGGCUGUGUAAACUGACGUUGAGCAACACGAAAAGCUCCGUCAGGAUCGGGAAGGACCUCUCCGAGCCGUUCGAUACCAAACGAGGUUUCAGAAAAGGCGACUCCCUAUCGUGCGACUUCUUCAAUCUGCUGCUGGAGAAAAUUAUUCGAGCUGCAGAACUUAAUCGAGCAGGUACAAUCUUUUAUAAGAGUGUACAUCUGCUGGCGUAUGCCGAUGAUAUUGAUAUCAUCGGUCUCAACACCCGCGCCGUUAGUUCUGCUUUCUCCAGACUGAACAAGGAAGCAACGCAAAUGGGUCUGGCAGUGAACGAGGGCAAGACGAAAUAUCUCCUGUCAUCAAACAAACAGUCGUCGCACUCGCGACUUGGCACUCACGUCACUGUUGACAGUCAUAACUUUGAAGUUGUGAAUAAUUUCGUCUAUUUAGGAACCAGGAUUAACACCACCAACAGUGUCAGCCUGGAAAUCCAACGCAGGAUUACUCUUGCCAACAGGUGCUACUUCGGACUGAGUAGGCAAUUGAAAAGUAAAGUCCUCUCUCGACGAACAAAAGCCAAACUCUAUAUGUCACUCAUAAUUCCCGUCCUGCUAUAUGGUGCAGAGGCUUGGACGAUGACAACAACCGAUGAGUCGACGUUGCGAGUUUUCGAGAGAAAAGUUCUGCGAAAGAUUUAUGGUCCUUUGCGCGUUGGCCACGGCGAAUAUCGCAUUCGAUGGAACGAUGAGCUGUACGAGAUAUACGACGACAUUGACAUAGUUCAGCGAAUUAAAAGACAGCGGCUACGGUGGCUAGGUCAUGUUGUCCGGAUGGAUGAAAACACUCCAGCUCUGAAAGUAUUCGACGCAGUACCCGCCGGGGGAAGCAGAGGAAGAGGAAGACCUCCACUCCGUUGGAAGGACCAAGUGGAGAAGGACCUGGCUUCGCUUGGAAUAUCCAAUUGGCGCCACGUAGCGAAAAGAAGAAACGACUGGCGCGCGGUUGUUAACUCGGCUAUAAUCGCGUAAGCGGUGUCUACGCCAAUUAAGAAGAAGAAGA
Molecule: messenger RNA, 2960 nt
Organism: Bactrocera dorsalis (oriental fruit fly)
Lineage: Eukaryota; Metazoa; Arthropoda; Insecta; Diptera; Tephritidae
Exons: 2
Coding region: 438-1922 (494 amino acids)
Molecular function (GO): catalytic activity
Source: RefSeq, a predicted model, not a curated record